This is a messenger RNA of Venustampulla echinocandica, 2574 nucleotides long. RefSeq lists its product as uncharacterized. Gene Ontology annotation, biological process: double-strand break repair via homologous recombination; DNA double-strand break processing involved in repair via single-strand annealing. Gene Ontology annotation, cellular component: site of double-strand break. Bases 1 to 2574 code for a protein of 857 amino acids. Lineage: Eukaryota; Fungi; Ascomycota; Leotiomycetes; Helotiales; Pleuroascaceae. Gene Ontology annotation, molecular function: double-stranded DNA binding; double-strand/single-strand DNA junction binding; damaged DNA binding. The record is from RefSeq and is a predicted model, not a curated record. The transcript is spliced from 2 exons.
AUGGACAGCUUGAGGCAAGGCCAUAAGGAGCUGCUGGAAGAAUUGACCAAAAUAUGCAGCCGCAUUGACACGAAAGUUGGCGCCGAACUCGAUGACGCCAAUUUCACAUCCAUUUCAAGAGAUGAGCUUCGAUUUCUUCGUGAGCAACCCGGACGGGUCGAAGACUUGGCAAAUAAAAAUGCUCGCCUCAUUAGGGAUUGGAAACAGGAUCGAGAUAAGUUGUCGCAACUGGAGGCCCAGGAACACAAGCGUCUGGCGGAAGCCCCGAAGCAGGCCGAACACCGAGAGCACUCUUAUAACUUUGCAAGUCCUGCGGGACUGAGCGAUCCUGGCAGCAGCCCCAACCUUGCUCUGGCACCAAUUGAUUUGGUUUCUCCAGCGGGAAACGUGUGUGAGCUAGACUCUACUAUGAAGGAUAAAUACCACGCCCUGGUGCCCAAAUUCAAUAAGUUAUAUGAAAAUCAUAAAGCUGUCAAGGACGCGAAUCGUCAAUUGGCCGGGAGUCUUGUGAAGCAGAAGAGCUUGGCCAAAGCCUGGCGGGCCAAUGCAGAUCUUCUGAAAAAGACAGUCGCUGAGAACAACGACAAGAUUCAACGGCUGCAGGGAGAAAUUCUGACCUUACAAGCAAGAUUAGAAAACGAUAGAGUCACAAACGAUGCAGUAGCAGCAGCGCCACGAGCUGGUGGGCCGUUACACUCACUAGGUGAAGAGAAGGAAGGCAGUCCGUCGACCUCCAAUACACAGGCUGCAAUACCCGCAAGUAGCCCAGUCAAGGGACCAGGAGCUGAGCAUGCUUUCAACGAAAAUAUCGGCGUGGAAGAUACACAAUUUGAACCGCUUGAGCCUGACCAUUCAAGCUCAACAGAGGACGACAUGCCUCCUGCGUUCCCUAGAAGCCCAGGCCCUGGAUCACACACGGCUAAGGAAGCCCGAUCCUACGACCCCCAGCAACUAUCUAGCAGCCCGGUAGUGGUAUCGUCUCGCAGGGUUAAAAAGCGGAAAAGCACGAAGCAAGCUGAGCGAAGUCCCGAUAUGAAAGUCAAGGUCGAGACUGUCUCUAGCAGUCCGGUGGGCCUUGCUGCAAUGAGAUACUUGGACCACGGCCAGAGCAUCGAUCUUGAUCAAAUUGGGCAGAAAGUCAACACGCCAAAGAAGCGGCGCCGUGAGUUGGAGCUAUCCCGGCAAGCCUCGAAGCUUUCGAAUGAAUCGCAGUUCAGUGUUGGAAGCCCAAGCCCAAGUCAGCACGCUUCUGAUGAUGAUUCUCCAUCUGAACAGAAGAUAACCAUAUCCCAAGUAGGGUUCAGGGAAGCAGAAUCUCCCCUUCAGCCGCUCGAUCCCAAUAGCCUUGUUCUGCCACGAACAUUAGACGCAGAAGCCUCAAAUAAGCGACGUCGGCUUAUUAUUGAAAAAGCAAUCGAGGGCGUAAGUGAAGAUGGACAGAAUAUCGCGCCUCUUCAAACAAGAAGACAAGGAAACACGCCUGAUUCAAAUUACCGCUUGGAUGGCUUGCUUGACCAGCCUUCUCCAGCUAGGUCCAUUCUAAGCCCAGCUCGCCUGAGUCGCCCACACAGUCCGCUUGGCACAGAUUCGCCCGCUGGCGGAAGAACCCCUUCGAAGUCUGGAUUGGCACGCGAGGUGAAUGUUGGCCGGUCGAAGGAGGGGUUACGCCCUUCAAAAUCCGAGGAACAAAGUCCAUAUGUGAAUCAGCCAGGGUCAGUAAGCAAAGGUGCAAGCUCAAAUUCCGUUGAACCGGCUAGACCGUCCUCGAACGCGACGUUCAGAAGUGCUGUAGAGCCUUCGAGGGAUGGCAAUGGCAAAUCCACAGAGAUGUCGAGGCCUACCAAUAAUAUAGCUAGGACGACAGCUGGAAUUACUACACCUACCUCAAAAGGCGUUGCGAGAAACCCGAUUGAACAUUCUAGGCCGUCAUAUCAACGGGCAGGGGGCUCUAUAGACCCGUCACGGCCUUCUUCAUCGCGACAUCGAGGCCCUCGUGGAGCUGAGGAGGAUCCUCCUUGGGAUGAUACCCCUGAUAACGAGCCUUUGAGAUGUCGGGAAAUACGCAUGCUGAGUCCCCAGGAUUUCAAAAUCAACCCAGCAUACAAUCAGGGUUAUAACUAUGCUUUCACGGAUGUGGUACGCAACCGAUAUGAACGUCAAUGCCUUUCGAGUUGUACCAAACCUGGAUGCUGUGGGAAGCAGUUCCGUGCACUGGCUAUUAUGUUUUUCGAUAGGGAGAUUGCUCCAAACCCAUCCCAGCAAGAAGCAGACGAGAAGUUGGCUAAGGACUUCUUAGGUGGCAAUGCGUAUAAGUUUCAGGGGAUGAGCAAAGAUGAGAGAAAGGAGAUUCUAGUGCAAGCUAAGACCCGAGAAUUAGCCAACCAAUUCGGGCGACAUAGACACGCAUAUGAAAGACCGAAGAGUCCGCCGGGCUUUUGGGAUGCAGAUUUCCCAACGACGCAGGAACAGAUGGCUCAGCGCGAGAAAGCGCACGAGUUUGAACGCGAGUUAGUAGCCAGGAGGUAUGAGGAGGCAAUGAGACCCGGGGGAGCCUAUAUAUUCCGGGAUGAAUAG